CGCCCCGCGCUCUGGUCCCUCUGCGGCCCAUUCUCCGUUACUCGCUCUGCAGACCCAAGUCGCCCUCGGCGCUGAGCCGCGAGAUGUUCUUCAGAGCUGCCUGGAGCUUGGUACUGAAGAAAGCAGCACCCGGGAUGCGGUGGAUGCACAGCCCAGGAAGUGCUGCCCACAGUGAGCAGAAGAUGCCCCCUUACAGCAACUACCAUGCCCAGCGCUCCUACCCCAUGCCUGAUGAGCCCUUCCGCACAGAGCUCAAUGCUGAGCAGCAGGCCCUGAAGGAGAAGGAGAAGGGCAACUGGACCCAGCUGAGCCAUGCCGAGAAGGUGGCCUUGUACCGCCUCCAGUUCCAUGAGACCUUUGCAGAGAUGAACCGUCGCUCCAAUGAGUGGAAGACAGUGAUGGGCUGUGUCUUCUUCUUUUUUGGAUUCACAGCUCUGCUGAUUUGGUGGCAGCGGGUCUAUGUGUUCCCAAAGAAGCCCAUCACCCUGACGGAUGAGUGGAAGGCCCAGCAGCUCCAGCGCAUCCUGGAUAUGAAGGGCAACCCUGUGCAAGGCCUGGCCUCCCGGUGGGACUAUGAGAAGAAGGAAUGGAAGAAGUGACGUGGCAUCCGGGCUGCCCUCCCUGCAGUUCCACCCCGGCCUAGAGCCUGUGGAGGGCCCUUUCCUCUUCUUAACGCCAAUAAAGCUGGCCUGUUCUCUUCUGUCUUCAACCUCCACCUCGGUCUUUACCUGCCACAAACCCUACAGUAUACCUAAGAUUGAGCACUGUGGUGAAGGAAGGGCAGGAAUAAGCCACUUUCCAGGGGCCCAGAGCCCAGCCAAUCAGGGAGGGCUUCCUGGAGGAAUAGGGGCUAGGUUUUAGUCUUAAGGGAUAUGUGGCAUUAGGAAAGGGAGGAAGGAGAAGGGAAGGUAUUCCAGGUGGAGGGAGUGGCUUGAGCAAAGGCAAAGACACUCCUUUAUUCAGUCAAUUAUUAACAAACAUUUGUUGAGCACCUACUGUAUGCCAGGUACUAAUCCAGGCCAUGGGGAUGCGGCAGUGAAUAAGAUAAAGUCUCUGGCCCCAUAGAGGAGGCACUCUUUUAUGGAGGGAGACAGAAAAAUGAAUAUGU
This is a messenger RNA of Callorhinus ursinus (northern fur seal), 1108 nucleotides long. Lineage: Eukaryota; Metazoa; Chordata; Mammalia; Carnivora; Otariidae. The record is from RefSeq and is a predicted model, not a curated record.